Messenger RNA from Umbelopsis ramanniana AG, 1989 nucleotides. RefSeq lists its product as uncharacterized. The coding region runs from base 83 to 1495 and encodes 470 amino acids. NCBI's taxonomy places the organism in Eukaryota, Fungi, Mucoromycota, Umbelopsidomycetes, Umbelopsidales, Umbelopsidaceae. The transcript has a single exon. The record is from RefSeq and is a predicted model, not a curated record.
CGCUUUACCCCGUUUUUGGACGAAGCACGCAAUAGCUGGGUCUCGGCAAACACAUAUAAUGACAUAGGUCGGCAUUAGUUUGAUGCAAAAAUUAUCACUCUUCACUAUGCCAACCCACUGGUAUCGCACCACCAUGUUCAAUGCAUUUGUCAUUGGACUGGUUGGACUCACAAAUCCCGGCUUGUGGAAUGCUAUGAACAGUCUAGGGGCUGCUGGUCAGGCCAGUCCAUUCUUAAUCAAUGCUGCUAACGCACUUGUCUUUGGAUUGAUGGGCUUUUUUUGCUUGUUUGGGUCGGUCAUCUCUUCCAAAAUCGGACUCAAAUGGACCUUGGUACUGGGUACUAUUGGAUACCCCAUCUACUCUGCUGGUCUCUACCUUAAUAACCGCUGGGGAGUGGAAUGGCUGGUUUUAUUUGGCGCCUGUACCUGUGGUAUUAGUGCUGGUCUGUUUUGGUCUUCGGAAGGAGCCGUCGCUCUAGGCUACGCUCGACCGGAGAAGAAAGGAAAAUAUCUCAACAUUUGGCUGAUCUUCCGAACCCUCGGCCCUAUGAUCGGUGGAGCUAUGGUACUUGGAAUGAACCAUGACGCUAAUGCCAAAUCAAAGGGCAAAGUAGGUUACACUACCUACCUUAUUUUCGUUUUUCUUCAGUGCCUCGGAACGCCCAUUGCAUUGUUCCUGACGCCACCGGAAAAGGUUGAGCGUUCCGACGGUAGCAAGGUCAAGGUCUUGAAGGUGGAGAGUGCACUCGAUGAAGUCAAAGGAAUCUGGAACACCUUAAAAAAGCGUCAUGUCCUCUUACUGCUGCCUCUAUUCUGGGCUGCGUAUUUCAACCAGUACACCGGCAACUUCCAAACAUUUUAUUUCGGUGUCCGAGCUAGAGCUCUCAUUGGAUUUGUUAGCAACUUUGCAACACUGGCUGCAUCUACUAUAAUGAGUCUACUACUAGAUAGCAAACGGUUCGAGGUCAAGACUCGUAUCAAGAUUGGCUUCUACUACCUUGUGGUUAUUCAUAUUGUCGCAUGGACAUAUGGGUGGGUUAUUCAGGAGAAGUAUACCCGUACUACUCCUGUUCUAGACUGGGAAAGUCCUGGCUUCGUCGAAGGGUUCUUUGUGCUCUUACUCUGGGCAUUCGCUCAACAAUCGCUCGCUAACUGGAUGUAUUAUCUAGUCAGUACCAUGACCGACAAUAUCACCGAGCUGUCUCGUCUCACAGGCAUUCUUCGUGGUCAAGAAAGUUUCGGUCAAGCCGUUGCAUUUGGUCUUUGCACGCGAAAUUGGUAUGGCGGUCGUGUACCUUUGGCUGUCAAUACUAUCCUCCUCGGCUUAGCCAUUGUUCCUACGUACAUCGUGGUUCAGCAACAUGAGCCAAUAACGCGAGCAGAUGAUGCUGUGAACGAUGACGGAUCAGACGUCACAGUCGAAAACGUGGGUUGGGAAAAGACAACUGUUUCGGACCCUGCUAAGUUAGAACAAAACCUUGCCGAAAAGGUUUAGGCCAUUACUGCCCACGUUCUUACAUGUAACAACAUAGCAAUUUUAAUAUUCAUUUUUUUUUUGUGUCAUUUAUUAAUCAUUUUCGUGAAAAAAAAAAAUUGGAAGGUAUAAAAUGUACAUAUACAUUCACUACAUGGACAUAGUUUAGUGCAAAAGGGUGCGAGUUGCUCGUUUACGUAAAUGGAGGUGAAUGUCGAGUCGGAACACAAAGAGACAAAAAAAGAAGUUCAAAUGAUGAUGCCGAAGAAAUGGGAAGUACAGAAAUUCUCUUGGUCAUGUUUUAGAGGAGCUGGUCGGAAGGAUAAACUUAAAGGGGAGAUCAUGUAAAAUACUGCCUUGGUCUACAUGACAGUACAGCAUCCUCCACUAGCAACAGGAGCGAAUGGGUCUUCUCGCUUGUCCACAGGCCCCCAUACAGAUGGCACUAAAGGAUCCCGGCUUGCCUGGCAAUAAGAAAUCAAUCUGAAGUGAUGAUAAAUGUUAGUCUUUGAUAG